GGAGAAUUACACGUUGAAUUGUUCACUCUUGGAAUCAACCAACCAACGACUCCGUUGUUGAUACUUUUCAUUCUUCUCCUUGUACGAGAUAAAAACGGUAUUUAUAUUGUAUAUUGCAUAUUUUAUUUAAAGGUCAAUUGCCUAUAGAGUGAGUUAUUCAUAGGUAUAGUGCGUUUCUUUACGAAAGUUCUAAUGUAUGUUCAAGGGUGGAGAAACUGAUACUGUUUUGUAAAAAUAGCAAGAAUGAACGAAGAUAACAUGUUAACGGAUCACAAUAUUCACACAGAAAAGAACAAAAGCAAUGAAGAACAGGAGAUGCCCAACCGAAGACAUAUACAACCUAAUAUUAGAGGAGAGAGGAAACCAACCCAAUACAGAAGAAGAGAUUACUACUCAAACAAUGAUGAAGAAACCUAUUCUAAGGGUAGAGAUGAUUUUUCCAAUCGAGAUGUGAGAGAUGUUGUUCGAACUCAUUAUAAUGCACGACCUGAUAUGGGUACAAAAAAACGACAAUUUUCUCCCAUUAUUCAAUUAAAGCGCUUCAAUAACUGGAUAAAAUCUGUACUUAUUCAAAAAUUCACACCGAAGGUAGAUGAUAAACCAUUACUCGUGCUUGAUUUGGGGUGUGGGAAAGGAGGUGACCUGAUUAAAUGGGAUAAAGCUGGUAUCGAAGGGUAUAUAGGUAUAGAUAUCGCUGAGAAUUCUGUCGAUCAGGCGAAGAGACGGUACCGUGAACUUCAACCAUGCUUUGAUGCUCUAUUUUAUGCCGGAGACUGUUUUUCCCGUUCUAUUGGCGAGUUCCUGCCUCCAGAUCAAAGACAUUUUGAUAUAGUAUCACUACAGUUUUGUUUGCAUUAUGCUUUUGAAAGUGAACAAAAGGCUCGAAGACUUCUAGAAAAUGUCUCAAAAUGUUUGUCUCGCGGUGGAAUUAUGCUUGGUACAAUUCCAAACUCGGAUAUAAUAUCUCAGCGUUUGAAAGAACUACCUCCCUCCGCUGAUUCUUGGGGGAAUAGUAUUUACAAAGUACGUUUUACGCAGCGACCGUCCCACACCUUCCGCCCUCCUUUUGGUAUCCAGUAUUAUUUUUAUUUGGAAGAUGCUGUAACAGAUGUUCCUGAAUACGUUGUGCCGUUUGAGGCAUUUCGAGCAAUCGCGGAGACGUAUGACUUGGAAUUGUUAUGGCAAAAACCGUUUGUGGACAUAUUUAACGAGGAAAAAAAUUCGGAAACAUUUGGCAGUUUAAUGGAUCGCAUGAAGGUAAUAGACAGUAAUGGUAAGAGAGGGAUUGAUCCCCAAGAGUUAGAAGCUGCUAGCUUUUACUUGGCGUUCGCCUUCGAAAAACGAGGAAUUUAAAUAAAAAGUGCUAUACUGCAUACUACAAAAGCUAGAGGAUUUUACCCUUUUCUUUAAAUCUUUUUUGGUUUUUAUUUUCAACUACUAGCUUGUAUUAAUAUCCAACUCAUUCUCUGAUAACUUCUGUAAUUUAAGCGAAAGUUUAUUUCGAGCUUGUCGCGAGUUUAGUCGAAGAGAUGCCUUUCCUCUAGAAUACAACUGACCCAUUAUCCUUUUGCCAUAUCCUUUACGGAGAAAUCAGUAAUAAAGCAUUUAGUGGCAAGUUGAAAUUGAGCAUUUAUACCUUGUAAAAUAUAUUAUAGAUGA
This is a messenger RNA of Schizosaccharomyces octosporus yFS286, 1659 nucleotides long. RefSeq names its product P-TEFb-cap methyltransferase Pcm1. Lineage: Eukaryota; Fungi; Ascomycota; Schizosaccharomycetes; Schizosaccharomycetales; Schizosaccharomycetaceae. Gene Ontology annotation, molecular function: mRNA 5'-cap (guanine-N7-)-methyltransferase activity. The coding region runs from base 244 to 1353 and encodes 369 amino acids. The transcript has a single exon. Gene Ontology annotation, cellular component: nucleus. Gene Ontology annotation, biological process: 7-methylguanosine mRNA capping. The record is from RefSeq and is a predicted model, not a curated record.